CCCUUAGAUGCAAACAGGGGAGCUGCAGAGAGCCAAGCAUAAGGACACAGAGGGAGCAGUUCCCAUCCCUGCCUACCCAGGAGAGAUCAAGGCGGCCAGGGUCACAAGAUGGUCUAUCCAUUGUGGUUCUUCUGCCUUCUGGCUAGCGAACUGUGAGUCUCCAACACCAGCCUUGUUGACGGGGAGCUAUGACAAGGAGGAAACAGGCCAACAGACUGCAGCCCUGGAACUAUCCUGGAGAUCCAAAGUGCCAACGCUCCUUAAGGGAAAAUGUGGGCGAGGAAUCUUAUGGCGAGGGCCUUGUAUGACAAUGUCCCUGAGUGUGCUGAGGAGCUGGCCUUCCGCAAGGGAGACAUCUUGACCGUCAUAGAGCAGAACACAGGAGGACUAGAGGGAUGGUGGCUGUGUUCCCUACAUGGUCGCCAAGGCAUCGUCCCAGGUAACCGGGUGAAACUUCUGAUUGGUCCAGUGCAAGAGCCCUCCAGUCAUGAGCAGCCUACUCCUGGACCUAUGCAUCAGAACUUUGGCCAACAGAAACUCUAUCAAGUGCCAAAUUCCCAGGCAGCACCUCGUGAUACCAUCUACCAAGUGCCGCCCUCCUACCAGAAUCAGGGAAUUUACCAAGUACCCACUGGCCAUGGCACUCCAGAACAAGAUGUAUAUCAAGUACCACCAUCAGUUCAGAGGAACAUUGGCAGCACUAAUGGACCCCAUCUAGGCAAAAAGGUGAUCACGCCAGUGAGGGUUGGCCAUGGCUAUGUGUACGAGCACCCAUCCAGAUACCAAAAGGAUGUCUACGAUGUCCCUCCUUCCCACACCACUCAAGGGGUAUAUGACAUCCCUCCUUCAUCAGUAAAAGGCCCUGUGUUUUCAGUUCCAGUGGGAGAGUUAAAACCUCAAGGGGUAUACGACAUUCCCCCCACCCAAGGGGUCUAUGCCAUUCCACCAUCAGCUUGCCGGGAUGAGGCGGGGCUGAGGGAAAAGGAAUAUGAUUUCCCUCCUCCAAUGAAACAAGACGGAAAACUGGACACCAGACCUGAGGGGGUUUAUGACAUCCCUCCAACCAGCACCAAGACAGUGGGGAAGGACCUUCACACCAAAUUCCCCUGUGAUGCUCCAGGAGGGGCAGAACCAAUGGCACGAAGACACCAGAGCCUUUCCCUGCACCACGCACCCUCUCAGGUGGGACCGUCCGGGGACACUCAGAGUGAUGCAUAUGAUGUCCCCCGGGGAGUUCAGUUUCUCGAGGUACCGACAGAAUCCAGUGAAAAGGCAAACCUGGAGGAGAGAGACGGUGUUUAUGAUGUCCCUCUGCACAACCCAGCGGAUGCUAAAGGCUCUCGGGACGUGGUAGACGGGAUCAACAGACUGUCUUUCUCCAGCACUGGCAGUACCAGGAGUAACAUGUCCACAUCUUCCACCUCCUCAAAGGAGUCCUCGUUGUCAGCUUCUCCGUCUCAGGACAAAAGGCUCCUCCUGGACCCAGACACAGCCAUUGGGAAGCUCUAUUGGCUCCAGCAGACCCUGGAGACGGGCAUCUGCAGCCUCAUGUCACUGGUCACCAUAGACUGGAGGUCUUAUGGAUACAUGGAAAGGCACAUCAACGAGAUCCGCACCGCAGUGGACAAAGUGGAGCUGUUCUUACGAGAAUACCUCCAUUUUGCCAGGGGCGCUUUAGCCAAUGCCUCCUGCCUCCCAGAACCGGUCCUCCUCAAUAAAAUGAAUCGGGAACUCCAGAGAGUAGACGAUUCCCACCAGAUCCUAAGCCAAACCAGCCAUGAUCUGAAUGAAUGCAGCUGGUCCCUGAAUGUUUUAGCUAUCAAUAAGCCCCAAAAUAAGUGUGAUGACCUAGACCGGUUUGUGAUGGUGGCCAAGACAGUGCCCGACGAUGCCAAGCAACUGACCACCACCAUCAGCACCUACGCAGAGACUCUCUUUAGAGUAGAUCCUGGCAAUUCCCAUCUGAAGAAUGGGCCUGACAGUAUCACGAACUCAAUCGAGUACACACAUACGGGCUCCCAGAUGCAGCCACUGCGCCCCGGUGACUACAAAGGCCAGGUUCACAAUAAGCCAUUGCCUCCUACUCUAAGCAAGGAGCAGCCACCAGACUGCAGCAGCAGUGACGGUUCCGAGAGGAGUUGGAUGGACGAUUAUGACUAUGUCCACCUGCAGGGCAAAGAGGAGUUUGAGAGACAACAGAAGGAACUCUUGGAAAAAGAGAACAUCAUGAAGCAGAGCAAGGCGCAGCUGGAGCAUCAUCAGCUGAGUCAGUUCCAGCUGUUAGAACAAGAAAUCACCAAGCCCGUGGAGAAUGACAUUUCCAAAUGGAAACCCUCUCAGAGCCUCCCAACCACAAACAACAGUGUGGGUGCUCAGGAUAGGCAAUUGCUUUGCUUCUACUAUGACCAAUGCGAGACCCAUUUCAUCUCCCUCCUCAAUGCCAUUGACGCCCUCUUCAGCUGCGUCAGCUCAGCCCAGCCCCCGCGGAUCUUUGUGGCGCACAGCAAGUUUGUCAUUCUCAGUGCACACAAACUGGUGUUCAUUGGAGACACUCUGACAAGGCAGGUGGCCGCCCAGGACAUUCGCAACAAAGUCAGGAACUCCAGCAACCAGCUCUGCGAACAGCUCAAGACGAUUGUGAUGGCGACCAAGAUGGCCGCCCUCCACUACCCGAGCACUACGGCUUUACAGGAAAUGGUGCACCAAGUAACAGACCUGUCCAGAAAUGCUCAACUGUUCAAGCGUUCCUUGCUGGAGAUGGCCACCUUCUGAGAAGACACGGAAGUAGAAAGGACUGGUUGAAUAAUUACUAAGGAAAACUGGAAAUACUAUCUAGUUUUUGUAAAUGUUAUCUAUUUUUGUAGAUAUUUUAUAUGAAAUUGAAAUGUUUUAAUGUUUUGUGAGUUAGUCGAUUUUCAUCAAUUCAGGGAGCUGAAGUGGGAAUUCAUUUUGUUUCCCCUGUGUGGUUCUUAUAUAAACAUAUAAGUAUCUAAGACAUAAGUUGUACAGAAAUGUGUCCACAUUUGUGUAUGCCUACGUAUCCGUAUUUGUUUAUAGAUGUGUGUCUGAUACAGUCCAUUAAAACCAUGAAUUGAGAAGCACCUUAGUAAGCACCUAAUGCUGCAUUGUUUGGGUUUUGUAGAAAAAUUAUACUACUUAGUUGUAAUAUUACUCUACGUGUAGUAGUAGUAGUCUGAGCCCAGCACACCCAACUUUCUUGUCUGAAAUCUCUUUUAAACUUGACUUGUCUUUAACACAGUGGUAAAUCUGACCAACUUCUAGUUGAAAGGGGGUGAGGAGAGAGAGAGAGAGAGAGAGAGAGAGAGAGAGAGAGAGAGAGAGAGAGAGAGAGAUUAAAAAAAAAAACAUUAACCUAAGAUCCAGUGUUUCAGGUGCUAGAGAAAGGCAAGACAUGUGUGCUGUACUAAGAGGCCAUGUCUACAGUGGUUAUUGAGUUAUUUCAGUUCUGAGAGAAACUAUAAUAAAGAGAGAACAUUUGUUUCCCUGGGGCUACAUUUGUGAGUGAUUCAGUCAUGAGGUUUUCUAAUGGAUGUUUUUAGAGUUGAAUUUAAAAAAAAAAAAUUGCAACAAGAAUUCAUGAAGAUACAUCAGAACUGUGAUUGUGGGCAAAAAGAAGGGAUGUUUCCAACAGCCAGUAGUUAAAUAAAGACCUCUCUACCCUCAUUAUCUAAUGAAAAUGGCCAGUUUCUUAGUCACUGAACUAUGGAGCCACCAGGCGCUGUCCUCUCUCAUUGCUUGAUGGAGCAAUGUUCUACACCAUUCUAAAACCUUACAUAAGCAGACCAACACUCAAAAAAGCUGCAGAGAUCUGACCUUCACAACCCAUUGUGGCCAUGGACCUUGUGGAUAAGUCACAUUACCUGUAAGCUACUCACAGCAUUGAUCCUGUGGUCUUUCCCUUCACACCUGCUGUGUAGAUACAGCUCAGAACAGAUUCAUCAUCGGCAGAUAAAGCACUUCCCUCUUCCAUUAUGACCAACUCAAGAAAUAUGUUUCUUGUAGCCUCUGUUCUAUUUCAUUCCAGCCUAUUCAGAAACGUGUUUUUAUUUGUUAUGGAUAUGUCUUGACUGAGUUAAUGUUAUUUGUUUUAAGCAACCAAAUGACAAAAACAAGGAGGGACUUAAGAAGAACAUGUGAUCUCAGUUGUUUUUUUUUUGUUUUGUUUUGUUUUGUUUUUUUUUAAGUAAGUGGAAGAUAGCAAAGGAAGGGUGCUUUUCAAAACAAACUAUAGCUGUAAUUCUCAAAGUUCUGCACUGCCAGAAGAUAAACAGCUGGACUAUUGGACAGCAAUUCACUGUGUCUGGCAUGUGGAGGAAGAGGGUCCUGCAGCAUUAGUGCCAUUGCAAAAAGUCAAGGUAUCCUUGUAGAUCUUACUACACAACGUGUGUCUGUUGAGUGAUGGCUACCUUGUCCUAACCUGAGUAAUGACAUUCCACAUUGUAAAAAAACAAACUAUUCAAUUCGUAAUGAUGAUUGACAUUUUGUAUAUUCAAGUCAUUAAAUGUUUAAAUCUU
Messenger RNA from Rattus norvegicus (Norway rat), 4535 nucleotides. RefSeq names its product neural precursor cell expressed, developmentally down-regulated 9 (gene Nedd9). NCBI's taxonomy places the organism in Eukaryota, Metazoa, Chordata, Mammalia, Rodentia, Muridae. Gene Ontology annotation, cellular component: basolateral plasma membrane; spindle; spindle pole. The record is from RefSeq and is a predicted model, not a curated record.